Amoebophrya sp. A25 is the source of this 275-nucleotide messenger RNA. NCBI's taxonomy places the organism in Eukaryota, Dinophyceae, Syndiniales, Amoebophryaceae. The record is from the annotation of a GenBank genome assembly.
CGAAAGGUAAGCCACGAAAUUGGUGAUGUGAAAACAUCUUCAAUCUUUGCAGACGGUGUUGAUAAAAAUCAGAGCGAUGACAUUGUCGGCAUCUACCUGCCUCCAGACGUGCUUAGUCGAGCGACCUCGAUAAACCACAACGAAGCGGCACCUGCGGACACGAACUCCUCCAGAAAUGUAGUGUCCUCGUCUUCCGUCAGUGGGACGAAGGACAGGGCCGUGAUUGAGAGCGACGAUGAAGUGAUCGUCGCUCAGGCUGGAAAGUUGACACUUCG